CUUUUGUUGAUUGUAGUGUUGAAUUUGUAUUUGUUCUUGGGCACUGGUCAUGUCGAACGUAAAGCAAAAAGCAUCAGAAAAUCAGAAUGAGGGCCGUGAGAAUUGGUCUGGACGCCUUGAUUUUAUCAUGUCCUGUAUUGGGUAUUCAGUAGGAAUAGGCAACAUAUGGAGGUUUCCAUAUCUAUGUUAUAAAAAUGGUGGAGGCGCCUUCUUAAUUCCCUACCUGUUAUUUAUGGUCGUAGGAGCUGUUCCUAUAUUUUUCUUAGAGUAUGCGGUUGCCCAAUUCUCUAGUAGUAGUACACUAACAGUUUGGAAAAUAUGCCCACUAAUGAAAGGUGUUGGUUACGGAGCACUACUUGUUUCAGCAAUAUUCUGUGUAUACUUCAACAUAUUUAUGACAUGGACUAUAUACUUCCUGUAUCAGUCAAUGACAUCAAUAUUACCAUGGAGUCACUGCAACAAUGAAUGGAAUACAGAAAAUUGCUUAGAAAAUUUCAGACACAAUGCGUCCCUUUCAAAUGUAUCAAAAGAAGCUAAUUGGUCUAUGAACACAAAUUUAACCAAAAUGACUCCAAGCGAGGAAUAUUGGAAAUAUAACGUGCUCCAGAUAACUGCAGGGAUUGAAGACAUGGGCGGCAUCAGACUAGAACUUCUAGCAUGUCUAUUUGCAGCAUGGGUUCUAGUAUUUCUUUGUCUAUUCAAUGGAAUAAAGUCAUCUGGAAAGAUUGUAUAUGUGACUGUUACAUUCCCAUAUAUUGUGCUGAUUAUAUUUCUAGUCAGAGCUGUAACCUUACCUGGUGCUAUAGAAGGCAUUAAAUUCUUGAUAAUUCCAAAGUGGCAUAAUUUGCUUUCAACAAAGGUGUGGGGUGAGGCCGCUGUACAGAUUUUCUUUUCGUCUGGUGCUGGAUGGGGUGCAAUUUUAACUAUGGCCAGUUUUAACAAAUUUCAUCAUAAUAUGUAUAGGGAUGCCAUAAUUGUACCAGCUAUCAACAGUGGAACAAGUAUUUUUGCUGGCUUCGUCACAUUUUCUAUCCUUGGAUUUAUGGCGCACGAAAAAGGAAUGGCAGUUGAAGAUGUCCUAACACAAGGUCCUGGUUUAGUGUUUAUGGCUUAUUCAGAAGCUAUAUCACGACUUCCUGUUUCACCAUUGUGGGCGAUUCUAUUUUUCCUGAUGAUGCUAACAAUUGCUAUCGAUACACAGUUUGGGACAUUUGAAACUAUAACGAGUGCACUGACAGAUGAAUUUCCAAAACUAUUGAGGAAAAGGAAAAUGCUGGUCACAGCUGGAGUCUGCUUUUUAGGAUUUCUGUUAGACAUACCACUUAUUAUGCAAGGAGGCAUGUAUAUUUUACAAAUUGUGGAUUGGUACUGUGGACUGUUUACUCCCAUGCUUGUUGCUGUUAUAGAGUGCAUCGUCAUAGGAUGGAUUUAUGGUACAGACCAAUUUUAUAAAGACAUAGAAAUGAUGAUAGGAUACAAACCAUGUACAGGGUGGAAGAUCUGUUGGAAAUUUAUAACUCCGGUUGUUAUACUGGUAAUGUUAGUUUUCAACAUGACACAACUGCAACCAGUAUCAUAUAAUACCUAUCAAUAUCCAUCGUAUGCCAUUGUGAUCGGCUGGGUCAUUGGGAUGGUUUCAAUAGUACCUAUUCCAUUAUAUAUGAUAAAGGCAAUAGCGUGUGCUGAGGGAUCCUUACAGCAGCGUAUAAAACAUCUUCUGCGACCCAUUUCCGAAUGGGAACCAUUCUUAAGAAGUGAGAAGAAUCGAAUGGAAACAUGUACAUUGACAUAUUUUAAACCAAGUAGAAAAUGUGAAUUGAAUUCCACAAAAAACACUGAUGAAAUACAAAAUAUACUUUAAUUUUAUGAUAUUUACCAAUCAUAUGCAUAUGUACUAUUUGAAUUCUCUUGUAUGCAAGUUUAGAUUAUGACAAUUGUUUUUCAAUAUCCUUUACAAGUAUCUUUCUUUUUCGCUGUCUUUCUCUAUAGUUUCUAUAUCUUGUAUUCGCUGUCUUUCUUUUUAGUUUCUAUAUCUUUAUUCGCUGUCUUUCUAUUUAGUUUAUCGAUCUUAUCAGGGAAUUAAUUAAGAAGGAUAUUUUUCUGACAGUUUCAGAAAUAUAGAACCAGAGUUAGUCAUUUACGACUCCGGACAUGUUGAAAAUGAACUACACUUUCUGAUUGAAAGCCAAUUUUACAAUGGACUACGUAAUCAAUUAUUCUCUGGACUUGGUGAAACCGUAUUGAAUUUGAUUAACAGUGAAAAGUUAAAUUUAUUUUUGUCAGAAUAUCCUCAAAAAGCAGCUCGAUACUUAAACAUUCAUUUACAAAACGCAGACAACACUUAUAUUUAAAUAAUUAACAUGUAUAUAAAAUUCCUGAUGACAAUCUAAAUUAUUACGAUAGUAUCUUUUUGAAGUGACUUAUAGGUCCAUUGGGCCGGGUGUAAUUUAAUUGAAAUAUUUCAAUAUUGUACAUAAUUUGUUAUACACAAUGUCACUACAAUAAACAUAUUUGUAUUGUAGUCAGAAUCUGUGUUUCUAAA
Messenger RNA from Mytilus trossulus (common blue mussel), 2542 nucleotides. RefSeq names its product sodium- and chloride-dependent glycine transporter 2-like. The record is from RefSeq and is a predicted model, not a curated record. The transcript is spliced from 14 exons. Lineage: Eukaryota; Metazoa; Mollusca; Bivalvia; Mytilida; Mytilidae. Gene Ontology annotation, biological process: sodium ion transmembrane transport. Bases 50 to 1861 code for a protein of 603 amino acids. Gene Ontology annotation, cellular component: plasma membrane.